This is a messenger RNA of Solea senegalensis (Senegalese sole), 4199 nucleotides long. RefSeq names its product leucine rich repeat and fibronectin type III domain containing 5b (gene lrfn5b). The transcript has 7 exons. Bases 782 to 3178 code for a protein of 798 amino acids. Lineage: Eukaryota; Metazoa; Chordata; Actinopteri; Pleuronectiformes; Soleidae. The record is from RefSeq and is a predicted model, not a curated record. Gene Ontology annotation, molecular function: protein binding.
AUUACCAUUCCGAGCACACCAGCCCUGGUCAGAAAUGGAGCAGGGUAUAGGUGGUUGACAGUCGAGGAGCAGAGGGGGGUUGGAUGUAGGCUAUAUUAUGGCAGCAACCUUUCACUCAAUCUGGAUUAAGUCGCACUGAGCCCCGUCGUAGCCAGUGAAAGCGAUACAGGAACAUCUGGCUGGAUUGAGCGCAGCACCAGUCACUCACACACAGCAGCGCUGUAGAUAUUAGAGCAGCAGCCUGUCGCUGCUACAAAGGCGUUUUCUCUUGUGGAGGUGCACACACAGGCGGGUGCGCAGUAGAGGCGAUUCCGCACAGCUGCAGCCACACCGGGACCCUUCAGCCUGCGCUUUCCUGCGCCCUAUUGUUUUCUCUUCGGGGGAGAAGACCCGAGCUGCAUUUCUCCAGUUUGAGGGCAUCACAUGAAGAGUCGUACGUCCUUUAUCUGCUGUUCAUGGAUUUCUUGAAGGGCAUCGCUGGUUUUGCAGGCCGUCUCUUGUUAUAGCAGUGUUUCGGGACACCUGAAUUAUCUCCAAGAGACACCAUCGGUCCCAUUUUGUAAGGCAACAACACUGCUGGAAUGCUCCCCGCUCCCCUGGGAGGACAUGAGCUCAAACACACCCAUCUCUGACUUGGCUUGAUGCUUCAUCUGCAAGUUCUCCCAGGACCAGUCUGGAAGGCUCCAGAUUCCCCUCCUGUGACAGGGGGUUGUGGCUGAAAUCCACCACCAGCCCAGGACCUGCUGCACCGCAAGGUGCAUGAGCCUGACUGAAAAGCCAAAUGGAGUUUCUCCUGGUUUAUCUGAUAGUGCUUGGUGUGGCUGUCAAGGCCCACAAAGUCCAAGUCUGCCCCAAACGCUGUGUUUGCCAGAUGCUGAACCCCAACCUGGCGACUCUGUGUGAUAAAAAGGGGCUGCUGUUCGUGCCCCCGAACAUUGAUAGGCACACGGUGGAGAUGCGCCUCGGGGAUAACUUUGUAACCAGUGUCAAACGCAAAGACUUUGCUAACAUGACUAAGCUAGUAGACCUGACCCUCUCUCGGAACAGUAUAGGCAACAUUGUGCCUCAUGCUUUCAAAGACCUAGAGAAUCUACGAGCUCUUCACCUCGACAGCAACCGACUAACCCGCAUUACCAACGACACCUUCAGCGGCAUGUCCAAGCUGCACCACCUCAUCCUCAACAACAACCAGCUCACCCACAUACAGAUUGGCGCCUUCAAUGACCUCACGGCCCUGGAAGAGCUGGACCUAUCCUACAAUAACCUGGAAGGUGCUCCAUGGGUGGCCAUACAGAGAAUGUCCAAUCUCCACACCCUCAAUCUGGACCACAACAUGAUCAGCUACAUCCCAGAGGGCACCUUCUCUGGCCUGCAGAAGCUAAAAAGGCUGGACGUGACCUCCAACAAGCUCCAGAAACUUCCUCCUGACCCCGUUUUCCAAAGAGCAGGGGUCCUGGCCACCUCUGGGAUAAUGGGACCUACAUCGUUUGCACUGAGCUUUGGAGGAAACCCUCUGAGAUGUAACUGUGAGCUGCUCUGGCUGCGGCGAUUGCGGAGGGAGGAUGAUCUGGAGACCUGUGCCUCACCACAACACCUCGCUGGGCGCUAUUUCUGGACAGUUUCAGAGGAGGAGUUCCUGUGUGAGCCUCCUCUCAUCACCAGGCACUCUCAGGAGCUUCGAGCUUUGGAGGGUCAGAGUGUGAGUCUGCGCUGUAAGGCCAGGGGCGACCCCGACCCCAUUAUUCACUGGAUCGCCCCCGAUGGACGCCUCAUGUCCAAUUCCUCCCGGGCCACGGUCCACACAGACGGCACGUUGGACAUCCUCAUCAGCACUGUGAAGGACUCUGGAUCCUUCACCUGCGUGGCCUCUAAUCCAGCUGGCGAGGCACAGCAGACCGUGGAUCUGGUCAUCGCUAAACUCCCUCACAUCACCAACAACACAGUCGCAGAGCAGGAGCCCGACCCUGGAUCAUCAGAUAUCGCCACAGUGACCAAGACAGGUCCCGAGGCUGGAGGGGUGCCUCUGGGGAACACGAAGCCGAGCCAGGAGAAGAAAGUAGUUAUAGCAGAGGCCACGUCCACCUCGGCCCUGGUCAAGUUUAACUUCCAGAGGAGUAUUCCUGGAAUCCGCAUGUUCCAGAUUCAGUAUAAUGGGUCAUAUGAUGAUUCACUGGUAUACAGAAUGAUCCCUCCAACCAGUAAGGACAUCCUGGUAAACAACCUGGCAGCUGGUACCAACUAUGACUUGUGCGUGUUGGCCAUCUAUGACGACCAGGUGACCUCACUGACUGCCACCAGGGUGAUAGGCUGUGUCCACUUCACCACAGAGCCGCAGUAUCUGAGAUGCCAUUUCAUGCAGUCCCAGUUCCUUGGCGGCACUAUUGUGGUUAUCAUUGGAGGGAUUAUUGUGGCCUCAGUUCUCUCUUUUAUUAUCUUCCUCAUUGUGCGCUACCGGGUGUGUAACCAAGGAGAUGCAGAUAAGGCUCUAGAGAUGGGGGAUAUUCGGUCACUGAGCAGUGAUGGACAGCUACAGGGCUGCGGGAUUCCCAAGUCCCUCUCCAAGCAGGUUCUACGUCCAGAAAAAAAUGACAAGGACUGCCUUCGAGUUUCCCUGCCACCCCCGGAGCCAACCAAGCAACGGCCACCAGUCGUUGUAGCCACAACCAAACCUUGUGUCCCUGACUGCACUGUCUCUACCUCUGCUGCCAGCCACAGCUGGCACCCAGCGUCUCCCGGUGCUCUGAGGCCCAAACGUUCCAAUGCAGCGCCAAAGCCCUCAGAGGCUCGCCGCGCUGAAGCUCAGGCAGAUGUCGAGCUUGACAACAUGAACUGCAAUAACUCGUCAGAGGUGAAAGUGGCUAACACCGUUGCUCUGGCUGUUCCCGGCCAGCCUACCAAGUGGACUGCUGCUCCCAGGGCACCGCGACCACACCAGGCCCCCCGACAUUACAUGACUGUGCCUGCAGGGGCUGCGAGGGUGAACCGCAGACACUCGCUUAACGCAGACUCUUAUAGGGAGCGCUGUUAUGUAGCCUACCCCAAACCUGGGGCUAGUCUUCGUUCCAAGCGCAGCCUAUCGAUGAGUGGAGAGCUGCCGCAGCUUGAGAGCACAACAAAUAUUCAACGGGCCAGAGACAAGCUCUCCAAGUCUGAGUGGCUUCUGGAGAGCACUUUAUGAUUUGGAGUUUAUAACCCGUGCUUUCUUGUUUUCUUGGAUUGGAAUUGUGGCCCGUGGAGGAACAGGCAGGGAUUUUACGCCUUGUUUGGAGCUUUUGCGCUCUCUAUUGAGGGACCUGUAAGCUUCUCUCAUAUAUCUGAGGGCAAGGCAGGCAUACAGGGUUGUGGGGAUCGUUUCAUAUUUGUUUACUACCUUAUAACCUAUCAAAGUCUUCUUUAUUGCGAAAUUUGAUCAAACUUUGAUGAAAGGCACAACAAUGUAUAAAACGACGUCAUGUACAAAAAUGUUUAGUUGUGUGAGAUACUGUAUAUCUCAGUACAACCAUAAGUGUUCAUGUGGUAUUGAAUGCAGUAACCUGGACACUGUAUUAUAACCGGGGAGGAAACAGGCAGGAGGUGGAGUUAAUAUACUCACAGACACAUCGCCUGUUACUUAAAGUGAUACAAUCUCUGUAGACUUUGAACACGAUUCCUGUCUCCAGCUCCACAGACAGAUGGUGACGUGUCUUAAUUACCUUGGCGGUGGUUUGGAGAGAUUACAGACGUGCUUUACAUCCCAGAGGUGUUGGAACAGAAUGUAGUAGACAGACAGAGCUCCAUCUUUUCUUCAGCAACACUCCUAGACACAGCACAAUGCAGCAUAUUUGUGGCACAAGUCGACUCAGCCUUAUACUGCCCUCUGGUUUGAAUCGAUACAUUUUUAUCACAUAAUUACAUAAAGACUCAACUCUGAUAGGAUUCCUGUCAUGACUAAUUUGAGUGACAAUGGAACCAACGCCAACAGCAUGACGCGUGCAGGAAAUAAUCUGAUAUCACAGGUGGAUGCGAUCAGGAGGAACAGUUCAUCUCCAUAUUUUUUACUUACUGACGUUGCCGUGUCACAUUGGUGACAUCCAUUGUAAAUUGACUUGUCGAUGUAAGAGAAACGAUAAUCAAACGUAUGGACGGACGCCAGCUCUUGAUUUUGCUGUUGUUUCUGUUUGAUGUUUACGAGUAUAAAUAAACCAGUGAUGAAAGGGAGA